CGUGACGUCACGCAAAGAGUUCGCCUUCUGCCACCCAGGACUUCGAUUCUCGCUGCGGCACGCGCGCGCCCCGGAAGCUGCCCCGACUUGGGGGUCAUGAUGGGCAGCAAAAUGGCGUCCGCCAGCAGGGUCGUUCAGGUAGUCAAGCCACAUACUCCAUUAAUAAGAUUCCCAGAUAGAAGAGAUAAUCCAAAACCCAAUGUAUCAGAAACUUUGGGAUCAGCAGGACUACCUUCUCACUCUUCUUCAAUUUCACAACAUUCUAAAGGAAGUAAAUCACCAGAUUGGCUAAUGUAUCAGGGUCCACCAGACACUGCAGAAAUAAUAAAAACAUUACCUCAGAAAUAUAGAAGGAAACUUGUAUCUCAAGAAGAAAUGGAAUUUAUCCAGCGUGGAGGUCCAGAAUAAUCGCUUAAAUGGGGCUGCUGUUUGGCAUCAGGCAAAUGAAUAGUCUUUACAAUAAAGGACUUCCAAAAUGACAAAUGAGAAAUUGCAUAUUAAACAACUUUAAUAAAUAUUCUAUAAAAAGGAAAAAAAAAGAAGGAAAUAUAGAAAAUUUAGAUGGACACUUGUAUCUCCUAUUUAUGUACCUGGUCAGCUUCUCCACAAGCUUACCUAAUUGCUUAUAUAUUAUAUACUUAUUAAAGUAUACAUUUUUAAAUG
Molecule: messenger RNA, 663 nt
Organism: Condylura cristata (star-nosed mole)
Lineage: Eukaryota; Metazoa; Chordata; Mammalia; Eulipotyphla; Talpidae
Gene: KGD4
Product: mitochondrial ribosomal protein S36
Exons: 4
Coding region: 97-408 (103 amino acids)
Biological process (GO): 2-oxoglutarate metabolic process
Source: RefSeq, a predicted model, not a curated record